Molecule: messenger RNA, 3770 nt
Organism: Chroicocephalus ridibundus (black-headed gull)
Lineage: Eukaryota; Metazoa; Chordata; Aves; Charadriiformes; Laridae
Product: somatomedin-B and thrombospondin type-1 domain-containing protein-like
Exons: 10
Coding region: 2183-2971 (262 amino acids)
Source: RefSeq, a predicted model, not a curated record
UGGCCGAGGUAGGUGCGGGUGCGGGCGGCGGACUGGGCUCCUGGGGGCUGGCGGCUCCGCGCUUCCCCCCAUUCCCGGGGGCUCUCCGUGCCUGAGCCGGCUGUCGGUGGCCGCCGGCGUCGCCUCCCUCCCCGCCCGCUGGGGGAGCGGCCGGGCCGCGUGGGCUGGCGGCAUGGCCGCCUCCUCCGCUCGGCCUCGUGGCCCCCGUCCCCAUGUGCUCUCCCUCGGGUUCCUGCGGCCCUUCCCGGGAAGGUCUAACAGCCGUGGGGGAGCGGGGACUCGCUGGUGCAGGUGAUGACACUUUCCCCGUCAGAGCGACAGUGUUGAUCUCUCGCUGUUAAAGCCAGAUCACAUCUGAUGCGCCAGCGGGAAGCGCCGCUGUGUCCCGCACCCUUGCGGGAUCCGGUGCUGACUGUUCCCUGUGGCUUUUGCCUCCCAAAGCGGAGGGUGCAGGGCGCCGGGAGACCCGAUGCCGCGGGAUGAGGCCUGGGAGGAGGGCGGUUGCCGGUUUUACUCCGCCAUGCCCGAGCCUCCGGCAGGUGGGAAUGGGUGCUGCAAAAUCAGUGGGGAUGUUGAGGCUCUUGGAGACCUGGUGUGAUGGCUGUAGCUGGCAGUGAUGAUCUGCGUGAUGAAGGCAGUUGCCUGGUUUGCUCCACCAUGCCUGAACCUCUAGCCAGUAAGAAUGGGUGCUGCAAAAUCAGUGGGGAUGUUGAGGCUCUUGGAGACCUGAUGUGAUGGCUGUAGCUGGCAGUGAUGAUCUGCGUGAUGAAGGCAGUUGCCUGGUUUGCUCCACCAUGCCUGAACCUCUAGCCAGUAAGAAUGGGUGCUGCAAAAUCAGUGGGGAUGUUGAGGCUCUUGGAGACCUGAUGUGAUGGUUGUAGCUGGCAGCAAUUAAUUGUGUCGUGAGGGCAGUUGCCUGGUUUGCUCCACUAUGUGUGCCACUCUGGCAGGGGAGAAUGGGAUUAAUAGCUUGUCAGUUGUUGUGGACCUGAAGAUUUUUCAAAUGAUUUGUUACAUGUGCGAUUUCCAAGGUGUCAAUAUCUGACCACUGCCAAGAAAAUGAGACGGCUGUCCUUUGCUACAGACAUCUAUAGAUGUACAAAAAAGCUAAAGUUCCUUUAAUUUCUUAUCUUUUUGGAACAUUUUACUAUGUUGUGCCUGGGUUGGUGCGGUGCCAGGUCCCUCUGCUCCCGUGCCUCCAGCAUUGCACAUUAUGAAGGUGUUAGCCUGUCCUAUAAUAUUAUUUUCUGUUUUUUCUAGAGUUAUCUUUGCUGCAGUCUCCCUGAAGUGGGAACACUCUGCCCAACAAUAGCAUAAUCAGUUGCAAAAAAUCAGUGGGUGGGUUUUAUAAAUCCCAGUUCAGUAUUCAGCAAGGUAUAACAUCUGUUGUGAUCAAUAUUUUAGAACAAGUCUGUUUGAUAAAAAGUUACAGUAAAGCCUUUAGCUUCCUACUGAAUAGCUAAAUAAUUCACAGGAGUAGCUCUAAUCACUUUAAGCUUCUUGCAUUUGAAAGUAAGCAGAAAAUUCAGAGUAAUUCUGUAGAGAGGCAAUAUAGCCAGCUGGAUCGUGUUUCUUAACAAGCUGCUGAACUGGGAAUGAAGUAGUUUCAGGUUUUUAAUGGCUCCUGAAAUAUGCUGGAAUCUAAUCUGGCAAAAAAUUGGUCUCUUUUAUCAUUUGGUUUUGAUGAUAUUCUUUACGAUAAUUUGGCUGGUAAGUGCUAGCAGCCAGUGCAGAAAUUAGAGCCUGUAGUUUUAAAAGUCUGCAGAACGGGAACUGUCAGAUGCACGGGCAUCAUGAGAUGCCACAAAGGUUAAGGCGAAGAAAAGUUACGGUGAGCGUCGGGGAAACGACGGAUAUUUGUGUAAAGACGGACCGUUGCCCUAAGCCCGUCGUUGGACGCUGGCCACAGCCUGGCUCCGGGGCCAGCAGCCCGGUCAAAGCCGUGGGGGGGGGCGGUGUCUGUCCAGGAUGGGGACGCCGGUGACACCGAGCGGCCCGGGGAGGAGGCGGCCGCCGCGGGGCUCUCCCCGCCGUCCGUGCCGGUGGCACCGGGGCUCCGCCCGGCCGCCUUCCCCCGUUCGGCGGCGGGGCCAGGGCGCGGGGGAGGCGGGCCGGCUCCUUCCCCCCCGCCCCCCCUCCCUUUAAGCCGGCAAAGCGGGGAGUGAAGGUCGGAGGCGCUGCCAUGGCGGGCCGGGCCGCGCUGCUGGCGCUGCUGGUGCUGCCGGCCCUGCCCCGCCGCGCCGCCGCCGGCUGUGCCGCCCGCCGGCUCUGCUGCCCCGGCCGCCGCCCGGCCUGCCUCAGCACCGGCUGGCGGCCCGACGGCUCCCACGGGCCCUGCUACUGCGACCAGGCGUGUGCCCGCACCCUCGACUGCUGCCACGACUACGCCGAGGCUUGCCCAGUUAUCCCCUGUGUCGUAUCCGAGUGGAGUGUCUGGAGUGGCUGCGCAGAGCCGUGCAAGACAACGUACCGCGUUCGGAGGAGGCACGUCAUCCAGGAGCCCAGGAACGGAGGAGAAGCAUGCCCUCCUCUGGAGGAGAGGGCUGGCUGUGUGGAGUACUGGACUCAGCAAGGAACAGAGUGCAAACAGUCCCUGAUCCCAGCGUUAAUUACAACAGGAGGGUUUGGAAAAGCGAGGAAAAAAAGAUCUGCGACUGAUGGCAAUGAAAAAGCAGGGUACUGUGUUGAAUUCCAGCUUGUGGCCAUCACACCGGGCUGCUUGCAGAGCCAGCACUCGUACACUCACUGGAUGCAGUAUUUAAGGGAGGGCCACACCGUCUGUGUGGAGUGUCAGCACCCGGCUUUAGACUCCAGAAGUCUACAUUGUUAUGGGGAUGGCAGUGGAAGCAAGAAGAAUCAGCUGUUGCACUGGCAGGCGGUAGGGAACCCUCGCUGCAAGGGAACCUGGAAGAGAAUUCGCCAGCUGGACGCUUGCUCCUGUCCUUCUGUUCACAGCUUCUUGUUCAUCUAACUUCUCCUGACAGUCCCAGCAAGUGAGUGCUGUGAUGGCUUGUCUGGCACCAACGUGUGGCAGCUGUAGGAACCACAAGCAGAACAAUGACUUCUCCAUGUCAGAGGCUGCUGUCUGUACUGGGGCAUCCUGAAUCCUCUCUGUCCCUGUGUACUCCCCAGUUUCCAAAGAAAUCAGGCUGGCUGUGAAGUGCCAGUCUCUUUCUGCCCAUCCAUCCCUGAGAGAGGUCUGUCUGACCCUGAUGACUUCUUGCAAAUUCCCCCUUUCUUGAAAUAAGAAAUCGGACAAAAAAGGCCAUAUGAACCCAGAUUUAGUUAUUAUUUUUCCAAAGUCUCAAUGAAGAACCUACAAUGCAAGAUAAAUUGACUCAAGUGCCUUCUUUUCAUGGCAAUGGCACUUCUCUGUGGAUGCUUCCUGCUUGUGCUUGACCAUCUUUUCCUUUUGUUUUCACCCUCCCUGGUCUCAUCAUUUCAUAUUGAUCCUCAGUCUUACAGAGGGUUAAUCUUGUGCUGCUGAGAUAAUGGCAAAACUUAGAUGUGAGUCUGUUCAAAUCUGUGAGAGUAGAAGGUACCGGGGAUCAAAGAGCCCUUAGACUUCAAGUUUCAAGGAGCAUCUCUGAGUUGCCCAAAAAUGCAGUGCAGUCCUGGGGCUCUAAAUAGGAAGUGACCCCAGCUGUACCAGGAGGGCUAGCUAUAGUCUUGUCUUUUUGACUGGGAAAUAUUUGAAAUAUUUUUUUAUAUUCUGCUGAUUUAUAUUCGUACUUUUCUAUAAAUGAAAAUAAAGGCGACUGGAGACAUUC